Molossus molossus (Pallas's mastiff bat) is the source of this 4657-nucleotide messenger RNA. RefSeq names its product drosha ribonuclease III (gene DROSHA). The transcript has 35 exons. Gene Ontology annotation, cellular component: nucleus. Gene Ontology annotation, molecular function: double-stranded RNA binding; ribonuclease III activity. Lineage: Eukaryota; Metazoa; Chordata; Mammalia; Chiroptera; Molossidae. The coding region runs from base 283 to 4383 and encodes 1366 amino acids. The record is from RefSeq and is a predicted model, not a curated record. Gene Ontology annotation, biological process: rRNA processing; pre-miRNA processing; regulation of gene expression.
GUUUCCUGUUCCGGAGGUGCUGGCGGCACUAUGGAUUUGGAGGCUGCAGAAUAAGCCCGGCUUUGCUCUGACGGCGACCUCGCCUCCCGGGAGCGUUCUUGGAGGAUGCUCUGCCAGGGACUGUGAAGGAUUCAGAAAUGACUAUGAAUCAACCCAUGUCAUCAAGGAGCUAAUAAUCUAGUGGAGGAGUUAGACAUGUGCACACAUGACUAUAAUAUGAGGCAGCCUCUGAAUUUACAGUCUCUGUGGAAGAUGUGACAUUGACCCAGACAGUACGGCACGAUGCAAGGCAGUACGUGUCAUAGAAUGUCGUUCCACCCAGGACGAGGGUGUCCCCGAGGGCGAGGAGGACACGGAGCCAGACCUUCAGCACCAGCUUUCAGGCCUCAAAAUCUGAGGCUGCUUCACCCUCAGCAGCCUCCUGUGCAAUAUCAAUACGAACCUCCAAGUGCUCCUUCCACCACCUUCUCAAACUCUCCAGCCCCCAAUUUUCUGCCUCCGCGUCCAGAUUUUGUACCCUUCCCUCCACCCAUGCCUCCGUCAGCGCAAGGCCCUCUUCCCCCUUGCCCGAUUCGGCCCCCCUUCCCCAAUCACCAGAUGAGGCCCCCCUUCCCGGUACCUCCCUGUUUUCCUCCCAUGCCGCCUCCGAUGCCCUGCCCUAAUAACCCCCCAGUUCCCGGGGCACCUCCUGGGCAAGGCUCUUUCCCCUUCAUGAUGCCCCCUCCUUCCAUGCCCCAUCCCCCGCCCCCUCCUGUCAUGCCGCAGCAGGUCAAUUAUCAGUACCCCCCUGGAUAUUCACACCACAAUUUCCCGCCUCCCAACUUUAAUAGCUUCCAGAACAGCCCCAGUUCUUUCCCGCCCAGCUCUAACAACGGCAGUAGUCCUCAUUUUAGGCAUCUCCCUCCAUACCCACUCCCAAAGGCUCCCAGUGAGAGAAGGUCCCCUGAAAGGCUCAAGCACUAUGAUGACCACAGGCACCGGGAUCACAGUCAUGGGCGAGGCGAGAGGCACAGGUCCCUGGAUCGGCGGGAGCGAGGCCGAAGUCCUGACAGGAGAAGACAAGACAGCCGCUACAGAUCAGAUUAUGACCGAGGGAGAACGCCGUCUCGCCACCGGAGCUACGAGCGGAGCAGAGAGCGGGAACGGGAGAGACACAGGCACCGGGACAGCCGAAGAUCACCAUCUCUGGAAAGGUCCUACAAAAAAGAGUAUAAGAGAUCUGGAAGAGGAAAAACUGAUGUGGCAACAAUUGGUGAGCCAUUUGGAGGAAAAAAAACUGAAAUUUCUGCUGUAUAUCCUGGAGAGAUUGAUCGCUCCCCAAGCAGGGAGAAGAAGAGGGCUCGUUGGGAAGAAGAAAAAGACCGAUGGAGUGACAACCAGAGCUCUGGUAAAGAAAAGAAUUAUACCUCAAUCAAGGAGAAGGAGAAGGAGCUGGAGGAGACGCUGCCUGACAAGAACGAGGAGGAGGAGGAAGAGCUGCUCAAGCCCGUGUGGAUUCGAUGUACCCACUCGGAAAACUACUACUCCAGUGACCCCAUGGAUCAGGUGGGAGAUUCUACUGUAGUUGGAACAAGUAGGCUCCGUGACUUAUAUGACAAGUUUGAGGAGGAGUUGGGGAGCCGGCAAGAGAAGGCCAAAGCCGCCAGACCGCCGUGGGAGCCCCCCAAGACGAAGCUGGAUGAAGAUUUAGAAAGUUCCAGCGAGUCUGAGUGUGAGUCCGACGAGGACAGCACCUGCUCUAGCAGCUCAGACUCUGAAGUUUUUGACGUCAUUGCAGAAAUCAAACGCAAAAAGGCCCAUCCUGACCGGCUUCACGAUGAACUCUGGUACAAUGACCCAGGCCAGAUGAAUGAUGGACCACUCUGCAAAUGCAGCGCAAAAGCCAGACGCACAGGAAUCAGACACAGCAUUUAUCCUGGAGAAGAGGCCAUCAAGCCCUGCCGUCCCAUGACCAACAACGCUGGCCGACUUUUCCACUAUCGGAUCACAGUCUCCCCACCUACAAACUUUUUGACCGACAGGCCAACCGUUAUAGAGUAUGAUGAUCAUGAGUAUAUCUUUGAAGGAUUUUCCAUGUUUGCACAUGCCCCCCUGACCAAUAUUCCCCUGUGUAAAGUGAUUCGGUUCAACAUCGACUACACGAUUCACUUCAUCGAAGAGAUGAUGCCUGAGAAUUUUUGUGUGAAGGGACUUGAACUCUUCUCACUAUUCCUAUUCAGAGAUAUUUUGGAAUUAUAUGACUGGAAUCUUAAAGGUCCUUUGUUUGAAGACAGUCCUCCCUGCUGCCCCAGAUUUCACUUCAUGCCACGUUUUGUAAGAUUUCUUCCAGAUGGAGGGAAGGAAGUGCUGUCCAUGCACCAGAUCCUCCUGUACCUGUUACGGUGCAGCAAGGCCCUGGUCCCCGAGGAGGAGAUCGCCAAUAUGCUGCAGUGGGAGGAGCUCGAGUGGCAGAAAUAUGCAGAGGAAUGCAAAGGCAUGAUUGUCACCAACCCUGGGACGAAACCAAGCUCUGUCCGCAUCGAUCAACUGGAUCGUGAACAGUUCAACCCCGAUGUGAUUACUUUUCCAAUUAUCGUUCACUUUGGGAUACGCCCUGCACAGUUGAGUUAUGCAGGAGACCCACAGUACCAGAAACUGUGGAAGAGUUACGUGAAACUUCGCCACCUCCUCGCAAAUAGUCCCAAAGUCAAACAAACAGACAAGCAGAAGCUGGCGCAAAGGGAGGAAGCACUCCAAAAAAUACGACAGAAGAAUACAAUGAGGCGAGAAGUAACGGUGGAGUUGAGUAGCCAAGGAUUCUGGAAAACUGGCAUUCGUUCUGAUGUCUGUCAGCACGCAAUGAUGCUACCUGUUUUGACCCAUCAUAUUCGCUACCACCAAUGCCUAAUGCACCUGGACAAGUUGAUAGGAUAUACUUUCCAAGAUCGUUGUCUGUUACAGCUGGCCAUGACUCACCCAAGUCAUCACUUAAAUUUUGGAAUGAAUCCUGAUCAUGCCAGGAAUUCUUUGUCUAACUGUGGAAUUCGGCAGCCCAAAUAUGGGGAUAGGAAAGUUCAUCACAUGCACAUGCGGAAGAAAGGAAUUAACACCUUAAUAAAUAUUAUGUCACGCCUUGGCCAAGAUGACCCAACUCCCUCAAGGAUUAAUCACAAUGAACGGCUGGAGUUCCUGGGUGAUGCUGUCGUUGAAUUUCUGACCAGUGUCCAUUUGUACUACUUGUUUCCUAGUCUGGAAGAAGGAGGGUUAGCAACUUAUCGGACUGCCAUUGUUCAAAAUCAACACCUCGCCAUGCUAGCAAAGAAACUUGAAUUGGAUCGAUUUAUGCUUUAUGCCCAUGGACCUGACCUUUGUAGAGAAUCAGACCUUCGACACGCAAUGGCUAAUUGUUUUGAAGCAUUAAUAGGAGCUGUUUACUUGGAGGGAAGCCUGGAGGAAGCCAAACAGUUAUUUGGACGCUUACUCUUUAAUGAUCCGGACCUGCGCGAAGUCUGGCUCAAUUACCCUCUCCACCCACUCCAGCUACAAGAGCCAAAUACUGAUCGACAACUUAUUGAGACUUCUCCAGUUCUACAGAAACUUACUGAGUUUGAAGAAGCAAUUGGAGUAAUUUUUACUCACGUUCGACUUCUGGCCAGAGCAUUCACGUUGAGAACCGUGGGAUUUAACCACCUGACCUUAGGCCACAACCAGAGGAUGGAAUUCCUAGGUGACUCUAUAAUGCAACUGGUAGCCACAGAGUACUUAUUUAUUCACUUCCCAGAUCAUCAUGAAGGACACUUAACUUUGCUGCGAAGCUCUCUGGUGAACAACAGGACGCAGGCCAAGGUGGCGGAGGAGCUGGGCAUGCAGGAGUACGCCAUCACCAACGACAAGACCAAGCGGCCCGCGGCGCUGCGGACCAAGACGCUGGCCGACCUGCUGGAGUCAUUUGUUGCAGCCCUGUACAUCGACAAGGAUUUGGAAUACGUUCACACUUUCAUGAAUGUCUGUUUCUUUCCGCGGUUAAAAGAGUUCAUUUUGAAUCAGGAUUGGAAUGACCCCAAAUCCCAGCUUCAGCAGUGCUGCUUGACGCUUAGGACGGAAGGGAAAGAGCCAGACAUCCCUCUGUACAAGACUCUGCAGACGGUGGGGCCAUCCCAUGCUAGAACCUACACUGUGGCCGUUUACUUCAAGGGAGAAAGAAUCGGCUGUGGGAAGGGACCAAGUAUUCAACAAGCAGAAAUGGGAGCAGCAAUGGACGCACUUGAAAAAUAUAACUUUCCCCAGAUGGCCCAUCAGAAGCGGUUCAUUGAACGGAAAUACAGACAAGAGUUAAAAGAAAUGAGGUGGGAAAGAGAACAUCAAGAGAAAGAGCCCGACGAGACUGAAGACGUAAAGAAAUGAAGGAGGACACGGGAGUCUGGCGGCUUGACUUGCUUACCACCUGCGACGGUUGCCCAUUGAGGUGAACCCUGGUUUUCCUACAGACAACAAGUGAAGUGUGGCGGUUGAAAUAAAACCCAAAAUCAAAUCACUAUUGUUGUUUUACUGAUCUUAUAUUAUGUUUUUAGCUGCGUAGUCUUUAUUACCAGGUAUCUGAUUUUUCUUCACUUGAGUGGAUAUGCAUAUUCCCUUUUAUUUUUUUCUUUAAACAAUAAAAUUUAAACAGUUUAUUCUA